CACCCGCGCCAGCCAAUGGGAUGCCUCCUCUCAUUCACCCCGCGGAGAACCCAGCCGCACCCACCGGCCGUUAACGGUCGCCUAGGUACGAGCAGCACGUGCCCCCGCGGCCACGCCCCCCUCGCCCCGCCGCCUGUUUUAACCCCCGGGAGACGCCGUAGCUCCGGCAUCGCGGGGCGGGCAGUGCGGGCGGAAGUGACGCUGGGGCAGCCGCGGGAUUCAAACUCUUCUCGGCGGCGCCGGGCGAUGAGCGCCUGGGCGGGCCGGGAGCUGCUGGCGGGCCGGUGGCGCCGCGGGCACGGCAACGGCCCCGGGAGGGGAGAGCGGGACGGCGCGGCGCAGAGGAAGCCCUCAGAGGAGGCGCUCGCCGCGCGGGGCCCGCUGGCAGCCCCCGAGAGAAGCAGCCUGUUGCAGAAAAUAUUUUCUCUUGAAAAAGAAAAACAAAAACACAACCAUCUUCUUGGAGAGAAGGACAAAGAAAUCCAAAAUCUAAAAGACAAGCUUAAAUCCAAGAACAAGAACAGCGAAGUCUCCUCAUUACAAAGUCAACUAGAAGAAAAAACAAAGGAAGCAGAAAGGAGAGAACAGUUACUUAGUUCUCUAUCAGAAGAAAUGAACCAGUUAAAGUGUAAUUUAUCUGCUGUUACUGCAAAAUGUUCUGAGCUUGAAAACAAAGCCAGUUAUUCUCAGGCAUCCCAGGAAGCUGUAACAAACAGCACUGGAUCAUCAACUAAUCUUAGUGAAGUAGAAAAACAACUGAAAGAUGCUCUUGAGAAGAACCAACAAUGGCUACUGUAUGACCAGCAACGUGAAGUAUAUGUCAGGGGACUGCUUGGAAGGAUCUUUGAACUUGAACAGAGAUCAGAAAUAGUUAGCCAGCAACAACCAAAAGAAUCAAAUACAGAAGGUCACCUACCAGAAGAAAAGCAAAAAUAUUAUGACCAGCUGUUAACUGCUAAAAGUGAUCUUGAGACUGAAAGACGCACUAUAACCCAGCUUAGAUGUGAACUUCACGAAUUCAAAAAGAAGUAUGAAGAAACACAACAAGAAAUAAUGAGUUUAAAUGACUUACUGCAGUCCCAACAGGCUGUUGAAAUGAAGGCUCUAGAAAAUGAAAACAAAAUAAAAGGAGAAAAAGUGCAGAGACUAAAACAAGAAAAUGAAAGUAUUAAAGUACAGCUAAGAGAAGAAAAAGAAAAAUCUGAAGAACUGUUAUCUCAGGUACAACUUCUUCGUAAAUCAUUGCUCAAACAGCAGGAGGAACACACUAGGAUAGCUUUGUUGGAACAACAGAUCCAGAUAUGUACUACAGACUUUGAGAAUGAAAAGCUAGACCGCCAGAACUUGCAGCAUCAGUUAAACCAAGUCCUUAAGGAACUGCGCAAGGCCAGGGAGCAAAUAACCCGGCUGGAACCUUUGAAGCUCCAGGAAUCUGGAUGUGUGGAACCACAAGGAGACUUGCAAGCUGCGUUUGAAGAGAAGAUGACAGUGUAUGACAGAAGUCCUUCCCAGAAACAUUCAAGUCUCCUUGAUGAAAGCUUUCUUGAGUGUCCCAGAUGUAAAGUGCAAUAUGCAACAAGCCAGCACAGAGAAUUACUAGCGCAUAUUGACUUCUGUACAGCUUAAGCUCCAAAUGGACUUACUAUAUUUGCUCUUUACACACUGUCAGUAUACUGUCCUGCAAAGGCAAAAGAUUUUUGUAAAGCUCUUCUUUCAAGGUUGUAUAAAGGACUACUAGCUUUGCAUUUCAGUUCAAAAAAAAAUUAGUAAUUUAUUUGGCCUCAUAUUUCACCUGACAUUUGUGGAAACAGCUACUACAUUCCUUGUUGCAAGUGGAAAUAAUUUGUAGAAUUAGGAAUAUUUUCAAAUAAUAAACUACUGACAUAUUUUAUUGCACUAUUAAAAAUAAGUAAAACACAGCUAUUGUGUCAGACUUCAAUACUUGGCAUAUCCAGUUCUUGGCUGAUGAAUCCUGACUGCUUUUAGCAAAAAGACUUGGCUAUAAUGUGUGCACUACACACACAUGUAUGUAAUGUGUCACAUCUAUAUAUACAAACUCAGGAAAGUUUGUGUUAACAUGUCUUUGCUACUUAAGAUUUAUGUUGAAAACAUUUUAAGUAGCAUUUUUCUGAACCACAGUUGGGGUGACUUGGAGCUCAUACAAAAAUGCUGACCAUGUGUAAGCUCUUCUCAAAAACAUCAUCGCGUAAACAACUUCCUAGCAACUGUGAAUGUCAUUGGUACUGAAAAAAGCUUCCCUUUCAGAUGCUGUCAGAAACCAGUUUGGAAGUUUCAGUAUCCAAUUAAGCUGAAGUGAACUUUAGUUUGUGCUUCUGUAUUUUACUGGUUCAAGUAGGAAAAUGUCAGUUAUUAAAUCUGUUUUAAAUCUUCCGUUUUAAAAAUGCAGGUUUGAAUAAAGUACUCCAGUGA
This is a messenger RNA of Cygnus olor (mute swan), 2430 nucleotides long. RefSeq names its product centrosomal protein 55 (gene CEP55). Lineage: Eukaryota; Metazoa; Chordata; Aves; Anseriformes; Anatidae. The record is from RefSeq and is a predicted model, not a curated record. The coding region runs from base 16 to 1626 and encodes 536 amino acids. The transcript is spliced from 8 exons. Gene Ontology annotation, biological process: regulation of phosphatidylinositol 3-kinase/protein kinase B signal transduction; mitotic cytokinesis.